AUGAACCAAUUCGUUCUGGUAGCGCUGACUGCAGCGCUGCUAGCCCUCCACAAUUAUUACAUCGAAGUGCAGCACCAAACUCGGAUAACAUCCCCGCAACUAAAGCUGACGUACUUUGACGGGCGCGGUCGCGCAGAGCUAUCGCGUCUAAUUCUGGCAGCAGGUAACGUUUCGUUCAUUGAUGAGCGUCUGGAUCGCGAAGCCUUUUUGGCCAUCAAAUCAAAGCUUCCUCUCGGCCAAGUACCAGUGCUUGAGGUGGAUGGUACGACUUACAGCCAAAGUAUGGCCAUCGCCCGAUACGCCGCCAAAAUUACAGGCCUAUACCCGCAGGACCCACUUGAGUGUCUGCGCGUGGAUAUGGUGUCCGAAUCGCUCGUUGAUGUAAGGAUGGCCAUCUUGGAGAUAAAAUAUCGUACGCCGGACGAAGCUGCGAGAAAUGUCAAGACGAAAAAAUUGCUGGACGAGAGCUUGCCAAAGACGCUCAAGCUUCUCGAAGGGUUUGUUCAUCCGGGACCCUUCUUUAUGGGUGAUAAUAUGACGUAUGCAGAUAUACAGCUGUUUGACUUGAUCAUGAACGGAAUGCUUGACAUUUCAACGAAUUUUGCACUUAAAGAUUAUCCUAAUCUCGCAGCGCUUGUGGAAAUGGUGCAGUCGAAUCCCAAUGUGGCGGCCUAUCUGGCUAAGCUUUGA
Molecule: messenger RNA, 690 nt
Organism: Plasmopara halstedii
Lineage: Eukaryota; Oomycota; Peronosporomycetes; Peronosporales; Peronosporaceae
Product: RxLR-like protein
Exons: 1
Coding region: 1-690 (229 amino acids)
Biological process (GO): glutathione metabolic process
Molecular function (GO): glutathione transferase activity
Source: RefSeq, a predicted model, not a curated record